Messenger RNA from Argiope bruennichi, 4176 nucleotides. RefSeq names its product leucine-rich repeat and immunoglobulin-like domain-containing nogo receptor-interacting protein 3. The coding region runs from base 794 to 3454 and encodes 886 amino acids. The transcript is spliced from 4 exons. The record is from RefSeq and is a predicted model, not a curated record. Lineage: Eukaryota; Metazoa; Arthropoda; Arachnida; Araneae; Araneidae. Gene Ontology annotation, molecular function: protein binding.
UCUGCGAAAACAAGGAACAAUUUGGGAAAUCAGAUACAUCAACUGAAAGAAUGAACUAAAUUUCCCCUUCUUUUUCGAUACCCAAGACCGAUCGUGGACUACGAAUACAAACGCAACCCAGUCGAGAGCGACAGCUAUCUACACGCGUCGACUCCACUCGUCGACAGAGGUUCCAAGAUCAAGGCAGAUGUAUUGAUGUUACGUCCAGUACGCAUUUUCGCGUUACCAAAAGAAAAUUCGUAUGCAGAAUGAAUGGUUUUGCUUGAAUUUCUAAUUCAAAAAAAUUAUUUUUGUUUAAGAAUUAGCAUGGAAUUAGGUAGAUGACAAAGAAGUAAACAAUUUUCGUUGAUGAAAUGAUCUAUUCUUGCUAAGCCUAAAUGAUUUUUCUGUAACGAGAAAAGAAAACGAAAAACAAGAAUGUGAUGAUAAAAUAUUUGUUUAUAGUAUACAUUUUUUUCAAUACAAUUUGUGCGUAUUCUGAUGGAGUAAUCUAGAAAGUAUUAAGUAUUGAAAGUGUCCUUUGUAUUUCUUGGGGAUCAUGAUUUGCUGGUUUGGCACUGUUUAUAGGAGUUGAUACAUUCUCUUUUGGAAACUAUUAAUAAAAAGUGCAUUCAGGCUGAAGCUGAAAAGUCUUAGAAUAGGUUUAGUAAAGAGAAAACUUGCAAAAAUUGUAGGGGAUGAAGAUGAUGGGUAGAAGAUCAUGGAUGAUUUUAGAUGAAUUUAUUAAAGUUUAGAUCCAUCUUCUCAAGAAUAAAAAUGUAAUGAUCUUUCUUUAAGCUCUUUCUUCCAAUGAAUGAUGGCAUCAUUAUGGACAUAUGCAAUCCUUCUGGUUUUCUCGAAAAGCAUCAGCUCACAUUCUGGUUCCUUUUCUCCUAAAUCUGAUCUGUCUUAUUCUGAAAAACUGAUCGAAAAUUGGCCGGAAAUGAGAAGAAUUUGUCCAUCUGUUUGCGAAUGUACUAAUUAUGAAUAUAAUUUAAUAAUUGGUUGUAGUUACAAAAAGCUAGACUCUUUUCCUGCUAAUUUGCACUCCUCAGUUUUUUAUUUAAAUUUAGUUGGGAAUAAUAUCUCAAAAUUGUCAUAUAAUGUUAGCUUACAAUCUUUAAAUUCAUUGAAUGUAUCUGAAAACAAAAUUUCAAAUAUAGAUCAUCUGUGGCUCAGUUCUCUGGCACACUUAGAAUAUUUGGAUAUUUCAAAAAACUUUUUGCAUGCAAAAGAAAUUGAAAAUGUAUUUCAGAACAUUUCUUUACAUCAUCUUAAUUUAUCUAAAAACAAAUUAGUUACUAUAACAACCUUAAUGUUUAACCAAAUGAAUUCUUUACAUUCACUUAAUUUGAGUCAGAAUGAAAUUGAAACAAUUAGUUCUAACAGCUUUAUGGAUUUGAAUGAUUUAAGGAUUCUUGAUUUAUUUUCUAAUAAACUAACUGAUUUACAACAUGAAAUUUUCACAAAUUUGGAGCAUUUGCAAACAUUGAUUUUAAAACAUAAUAAUAUUAAAUUAUUGAGAAAUGUGGUAUUCUCUACAUUAAAAAGUCUUCAAUUUCUUGAUUUAAGUAAAAAUAGCAUUGCAUCAGUUGGCCUAUUAUCUUUUAAAGGUCUUACAAAGCUAGAAUAUCUUAAUUUGAGUAGUAAUUACAUUACUUAUUUACAGGAUGGUGUGUUUCGCUCUUUAGAAUCUUUGAAAAUAUUAGAUCUUAGUCAAAACCCGAUUAAUAGUAUUGAUAAAAUUUUUAUUCACACUAAAGGCCUUGAAUUUCUAUACUUGCAAGACUUAACUAGUUUUAAAGAAUUGACACCUUUUAGUUUACUGGGUUUACAUGAGUUGAAGUCCUUAGAUAUAUCAGGAUCUAAAUCAUUAUCUGAGGUCAGUGUAAAGUCAUUUUCUCAUGCACAGAAUCUGAAAUUUUUAGAUUUCAGUCAUACCAAUUUAACCAAUUUAAGAAUGGGUGUCUUUAAUAAUAUGCAUAAAAUCGAAACACUAAAAUUAAAUGGAAAUCCAUGGAAAUGUGAUUGUUAUUUAUAUUGGUUACUUAUUUGGUUAGGAGAACAUACCAGUACACAGUUACUAUCUCCAUCUGAAACUCAUUGCAGUACACCUAUAAAUUUAAAACACCAUGUAUUACUUGAUGCCUUAGACCAUAACAUGGUAUGCACCAAUGCAUCUAUUUACUACUAUACUAAUAAAACUAAAUUUAGGGUAGGGUCUCCUGCUUUAUUAGAGUGCAAAGUAGAAGGUACUCCAUUACCAAGCAUAACAUGGAUAACGCCUACAAAGGAAGCAUUUUAUUGGGAUAGUUUACAAAAUCAAACAAAACAAGCUGGAAGUGUCCACUUUUCAACUGGUUCUCCUCAUCGAUUAGAUUUCCAAAACAUAAGGGAAGAAAAACGAGGUCGUUUUUAUUUAUUACAAAAUGGAAAUUUAGCUAUACAAAAUGUUGAGCGAGGUGAUGGAGGGUUUUAUGUUUGCAAGGCUUCAAAUCCUUUGAGUUAUGCUUCAGUAUCAAUACGUCUUACGUUAGAUUAUGAAUAUCUAGUUCAUAUAAAAAUUGUAAGUGUAUUAGUUGGAAUGGCAACAAGUUUCGGUUUUUUGUUGCUGACUUUGAUUUCUGUUUUAAUUAAAAUGAUAAUGAAGCACUUUGGUAUUAAAUGUCCUUGCUAUAAUGGAAAUGCGUCUCCACGUACUCAGCAAAUCAAAAAGAUACUGGAGAGCAUGGAGCAUUAUAAAAAGCAGCAGUUAGAGAGGCUGCGAGACAACUAUAAUGGACAAGUUCAAAGAAUAAAAGAUAACUGUAUGCAACAAAUGGAACGCUUACGAGAAAGUUAUUCAUCGCAAGCUGAACGUUUGCGCGACAUUAAGGAGUAUGGUACACUUCAAAUAGAUCGAAUACGAGAAAACUACUAUUUUCAAGUUCAACGAGUUCGUGAUUAUAGUGCAGGUCAGAUCGUUAGACUUCGUGAAAAUUAUCUUUUCCAGCGGAAUAGAAUAAGAAAAUUCAGUGCUCACCAUUUAUACAAAUUAAGAGAAAAUUAUAAAGUGCAGCAACAGCACUUAAAUAAAAUUCUUGAAAAUUUAAAUAUUGAAAGCUGCAGAAAUGUUUGUCAUAGAACAGAUUCUAUUAUAUUUGAACCAGAUUUAAAUUUGGGAAAUGUUCUGGUGCCAAAAAUUUGCCUUCAAACUAUUACGAAAGAAACAAGUGAUUCAAAUGAUAAUUCUAGUCAACUUUCAGCAUAUUUCACUCCAGAUGAAGUUGGCUCUGAAAUUUCUGGUCAUGAAAGUGAUGAAUGUGAAAAUUUCGUGAAUAGUACUAUAGUGAAUGCUUCUCAAAAUGAUAUAGCAAUUUGCAUCGAAGACAGUCCAAUAAAUGAUUUGCACAUUCCAGAUGAAUGUGAAAAAGAUCUUAGUUUUGACCAUAAUAUUUAUGAGAGUAGCCAAAAUGCAAAUGAAACGAUAGUUUAGUAUCAUUACAAUAUUUGGCUACAUUUGUUUGUUCAUUUUUUUUGCUCCCUUUUUUGAAAAUGGGCACUGGAUUCUUUUAACAUCUUCCCAUUUUAAAUUUAUAUAUAUAGAUAUAUAUAUAACUUUAAGCAAUAAUACUACUAAUCUGAGGAUAGAUGAGUUAAAACAUCUGAAGUUAUGUGUAUUGCAUUAGUCGCAAACUAUGCAGUUUUCAUUAAACUGCUCAGUACUGGUUUAACUAAGCAAUAUUGCUUAAACUAUGCAAUGUUCAUUAAAUUAUGUAAUUUUGGUGGAACUAAGCAAUAUUGGUUAAGCUAUGCAAUUUUGGUGAAACUAAGCAAUAUUUGUUAAACUAUGCAGUAUUCAUUGAACUAUGCAAUUUUCAUUGAACUUAGCAAUAUUGAUUUAACUAUGCAAUUUUAAUGAAAGCAAUAUUGGUUAAACUAUGCAAUAUUUAUUAAACUAAAACAUAUUUGUUACUCUAUGCAACUUCCAUUAAAUUAAGAUAUAUUUGUUGAACUAUGCAAUUUUUGCUUAAACUAUGCAAUAUUGAUUUUUACUACCACAUCACAACUUAUUUUAUAUUUGUGAUGUAAUAGAAAGUUGUUUAUUCUUACACUAGAAGUUGGUUGUGGCCUUUUAAUUUGAAUAUCAUUUGUAAAAGUGUAUUUGUUCAUAGCUAUCAUAUAAAAUUCAUCAACUAUAUUUGUAAUUUCAUAAAG